AUGUUUGGUUAUGCCUGGAAGAACGUUUCCCAGAGGACAUUCAAGAUCGACUACAACCAGAACUGCUUCCUCAAGGAUGGGCAGCCGUUUCGCUACAUCUCGGGAAGCAUUCACUACUACCGUGUGCCCAGCUUCUACUGGAAGGAUCGGCUACUGAAGAUGAGGAUGGCUGGCUUGAAUGCCAUCCAGAUGUAUGUGCCGUGGAACUUUCACGAGCCCCACCCAGGACAGUACCAGUUUUCUGAUGACCACGAUGUGGAACAUUUUAUUCAGCUGGCUCAUGAACUGGGACUGCUGGUUAUCCUGAGGCCUGGACCCUAUAUCUGUGCGGAGUGGGACAUGGGAGGGUUACCUGCUUGGCUCUUAGAGAAAGAGUCUAUUAUUCUCCGUUCUUCAGACCCAGACUAUCUUGCAGCUGUGGACAAGUGGUUGGGAGUCCUUCUGCCCAAGAUGAAACGUUUCCUGUAUCAGAAUGGAGGGCCAAUCAUAACAGUUCAGGUUGAAAAUGAAUAUGGCAGUUACUUUAUCUGUGAUUACGAUUACCUGCGUUUCCUGCAGAAGCGUUUCCACUACCACCUAGGUGAUGAUGUGCUUCUGUUCACCACUGAUGGGGCACAUGAAAAGUUCAUCAAGUGUGGGACUCUGCAGGGCCUCUAUACCACGGUGGACUUUGGAACAGGUUUUAACAUCACAGCUGCCUUUCAAAUCCAGAGGAAGUGUGAGCCCAGAGGACCCUUGGUCAAUUCUGAAUUCUACACUGGCUGGUUAGAUCACUGGGGCAAACCUCACUCCAUAGUCAGUACUAAAGCAGUGACCUCCUCCCUCUAUGACAUACUGGCUCUAGGGGCGAAUGUGAAUUUGUACAUGUUUAUAGGUGGGACCAAUUUUGCCUAUUGGAAUGGGGCCAACACUCCCUAUGCAGCGCAGCCCACCAGCUAUGACUACGAUGCCCCACUGAACGAGGCAGGGGACCUUACUGAGAAAUAUUUUGCUGUGCGAAAUGUUAUCCAGAAGUUUGAGAAAAUACCAGAUGGUCCUAUCCCUCCAUCCACACCAAAAUUUGCAUAUGGAAAAGUUGCUCUGAAAAAGUUAAAAACAGUGAAAGAGGCUCUGAACAUCCUGACUCCCUCUGGACCAACCAAAAGCUUUUAUCCCUUGACAUUUGUCCAGGUGAAACAGUAUUUUGGAUUUGUGUUGUACCGAACAACACUUCCUAAAAAUUGCAGUGACCCGACACCUCUCUCUACAACAACAGUCGAUGGAGUCCGGGAUCGGGCCUAUGUUUCUGUGAAUGGGGUCCCCCAGGGAAUCCUUGAGCGUAACAAGGUGACCACUCUGAACAUAAGUGGGAAGGCUGGAGAUACUCUGGACCUAUUGGUAGAGAACAUGGGCCGUGUGAACUAUGGCAGCUAUAACAAUGAUUUUAAGGGUUUGAUUUCUAACAUGACCCUCGGCUACCAUAACCUCACAGACUGGCUGAUCUUCCCACUGAACACUGAGGAUGCAGUGCGCAGCCACCUGCGUGGAUGGGGUGACCAUGGAAACAGUGGCCACGCUGAAACUGAGCCUCAGAGCUCAUCUAACUUGACACUUCCAGCCUUUUAUGUGGGGAACUUCUCCAUUCCCAGUGGGAUCCCAGACUUGCCACAGGACACCUUUAUUCAGUUUCCUGGGUGGACCAAGGGCCAAGUAUGGAUUAAUGGCUUUAACCUCGGCCGCUAUUGGCCUGCACGGGGCCCCCAGAUGACCUUGUUUGUGCCGCGACACAUCCUGGUGACCUCAUCCCCAAACAACGUCACAGUGCUGGAGCUGGAGCAUGCACCCUGCAGCAGUGCAGACCUUGAACUGUGCACAGUGGAGUUUGUGGACAAGCCUGUGAUCGACACAUUGCUGCCCUAUCACCUCCUCAGUCCAAAGCUGUCCAGUCAAAACCCAUGA
This is a messenger RNA of Chrysochloris asiatica (Cape golden mole), 1938 nucleotides long. RefSeq names its product galactosidase, beta 1 (gene GLB1). The coding region runs from base 1 to 1938 and encodes 645 amino acids. Gene Ontology annotation, molecular function: beta-galactosidase activity. Gene Ontology annotation, biological process: carbohydrate metabolic process. The transcript is spliced from 16 exons. The record is from RefSeq and is a predicted model, not a curated record. NCBI's taxonomy places the organism in Eukaryota, Metazoa, Chordata, Mammalia, Afrosoricida, Chrysochloridae. Gene Ontology annotation, cellular component: vacuole.